Molecule: messenger RNA, 770 nt
Organism: Humulus lupulus (European hop)
Lineage: Eukaryota; Viridiplantae; Streptophyta; Magnoliopsida; Rosales; Cannabaceae
Product: pseudo histidine-containing phosphotransfer protein 2-like
Exons: 3
Coding region: 336-590 (84 amino acids)
Biological process (GO): phosphorylation; phosphorelay signal transduction system; cytokinin-activated signaling pathway
Cellular component (GO): nucleus; cytoplasm
Molecular function (GO): histidine phosphotransfer kinase activity; protein histidine kinase binding
Source: RefSeq, a predicted model, not a curated record
UUUUUUAAUGAAGCAAGCUAAUGAAGGCACAAUAGCAACAACUAUAAACUGUCGGCAUAUCUACGUUCAAAAAAUUCAGCCGCUAAUAUUUCCCCCCACCUUUCUUUUUCCCUCUUCCCUCUUUUUUUUUUCUUUUUCCCUCUUCUCUUUUCCUAUCCGUGUCCUCCGACCUCCCUCUCCCUCUCUCACCCGCCCUCUCUCCUCUCCUCUCUAUGCGACUCACUUUCUCUCCUCUCUUCAUUUUUCAUCUACACUACUAACUCUUUCACCUGUUCCAUUUCUCUCCCUUUUCAUAUUCAUAUAUACACAUAUAAUUCUGAUAUAUAUAAAUAUAUAUGGAUAGAAGUAACCAGAUGCGCAAGCAGAUUGCCGUAAUGAGGCAGUCUCUCUUUGAUCAGGGAUUUCUAGAUGAACAAUUUAUCAAGUUGGAGGAUCUGCAAGAUGAUGCUAAUCCUAAUUUUGUAGAGGAAGUGGCUACCGAGAUUCAUCUAGAAUCAUCUAUAACCUGGACCAAGCACUGGAAUAUCAUAGGACUGACUAAAGGUGGAUGCCUAGAUUUAUUAGGAAGAAUAUUAAGAAAAGAAACAUGAUUGAGUUUGCAGUGAUUUGGAGAAAAGAAUUAUGUUGUUGAGAUUUGUUGUAUUAUUUAUUUUGAAGUUUAUGGAUUUAUAAUAUUAUAACAAAUUUUUAUUGAAAAUUAUUUUGUCUCAUGGGGAUUUGAUGUAUUAUUUACAUUUCAAUUGUAUGAAUAAAUGUUGUAUGUAUAUGAA